AUGCGAUGGGCGUCUCUGCAAGAUGCCGUAUCCAUGACACUGACGUCUAUUCAUUGCAAUGGAAGACGUAACAGGGAUUGCCUUGUGGAGCGUGUGGGAGCCAUUUGUGCUGGUGGCUUCGUGGUAUUUUUACCCACUCUGUCAGGAGCUGCGCUGCUGCGUAUUCCCAUACAGUCUGAGCGAGUUGCGUUCGAUGCGAGCGCAUAUUCACAUCACCAUCCCAAGUGUGCUCGGCAAGAGUGGCUGCAGUAG
This is a messenger RNA of Haemonchus placei, 252 nucleotides long. NCBI's taxonomy places the organism in Eukaryota, Metazoa, Nematoda, Chromadorea, Rhabditida, Trichostrongylidae. The record is from the annotation of a GenBank genome assembly.